AAACUGCGCCCAAUCUUGACGCAGCCGUCAACCUUCAACAUGUUCCAGAGAAGCUGAGGAGCCUUGGGGAUAUUGUAUUUUGCACAUUCCUAGCAUGGAGGAUGCCGUCGAAUUUCCCGUGGCCAAGCGACAGCGCCGCGAGAAUGGCCAGAGCCCUCUCGAUCACAAAGCGCGAACAAGUUCUCGACUCUUUUCUCCGUUCAGAACCUUAGGCUUGGUUUCCCCUACAAGUGUCCCGUUUACGUCCGUUCCCCUGGGCAAAACCACUUUUCAGAUCACCACUUCUGUUGGCAAUGCUCUGCAAACCUACGACUUACGCAGAGGUCUCAAUCUUGUUUUCCUCAGCCGCCCCCAAUGCCCGAAUCAGAUUACAUCUACGUGCGCAUAUCGUGAUAGAGUCUUUGUUGCAUGGGGGGGAUCGCAACAGGACAGUCCUCGAGGCGUUUGGGUCUUCAAGCGAGGACAAGUCGUUGGCGAGUUGGAGACUGAAGACACCCACCCUCAAGAGAUUGAGACGCUUCUUGUGUUUGGCUCUUGGGUCGUAGGAUGUGGAAAAGAAGCGAUUGAAGUCUGGAAAUCCGACACCUACGAACACUAUACAACUAUCCUCCCAUCUACUUCUGCCGCUGCCAGCAAUUCUGGAGAAAUUUUCUCUGGUCAGAUUUGCACCCUACCUACCAUUUUAAACAAGGUUUUUGUUGGAAGAAAAGAUGGCUAUAUCGAGGUCUACAACGUUAGUACUGGGAGAUUGGUGCACACAAUCCUCGCCCCCUCGGCAAAUUGCGGUCCGGUGACGGCCCUUUCUCCAGCCCCUGCACUGUGUCUCCUCGCAGUUGCUUAUGCCGACGGCACUAUUACCAUUUUUGACGUCGAGUCAGAUGAGAAGGUGCUGGAAUUGCAUCAAAGAGACACCAAGAAGCCUAUAACCUCGAUAAGCUUCCGUAGCGAUGGAAUGGGUGCCGGAGAGGAUGGCCGUAAGUCCGGUUCCAUGGCUACGUCUAGUAUCGAGAGCGGUGAUAUCACACUUUGGGACCUUAAUCGUGGUGGUAAAAUUGUGGGAGUAUUGCGAGGCGCCCAUGAGACUUCGAGCCUUGGUCAGGCGACCGGAGUGAACAAGGUGGAGUUUCUUUCAGGACAGCCUGUGUUGAUAUCGUCUGGUUUGGACAAUUCUCUGAGGUCCUGGGUAUUUGACGAGAAUCCUUUCUCACCAACACCCCGACCUUUACAUUCACGGAGCGGACACGCUGCUCCAGUGACUAAGCUCAAAUUUCUGCCGGCCGCCUCAGAUGGGUCGGAUGCCGCUGGGAAAUGGCUACUGUCUGCUGGAAGUGAUCGAAGCCUCUGGGGAUUCAGUCUCCGCCGCGACGGUCAGAGCACCGAGUUGAGCCAGGGUGCGGUCAAGCACAAAGCCCGGAAGACUGGACUGCUUGCAGACGAUGGCGCCGGGGUAGAGGAAUUCAAAGCUCCACCUAUCAUUGAUAUGGCUUGCUCCCUGAAUAGAGAUGGCGGCAUGGGUGCAGUGGGCGGCCAGGUCUGGGCCAAUGCGAAGACGAGCAAUGCAGAAGUGACCAGCACCACUGGUUGGGAGAGUAUUGUCACUGCCCACCUCGACGAUCGCUUUGCAAGAACGUGGUCUUGGGGAAGGAAAAAAGCUGGCAGGUGGUCUUUCGAGACUGGCGAUCACAAACCCGUGACUAGUGUCGCCAUCACUACCUGUGGCACUUUCGCUGUCAUCGGGUCCGCUGGUGGCAGUCUGGACAUGUUCAAUCUUCAAUCUGGGGUACAUCGUCAGCGAUACCCACCUCGUCUGACUCCGUCGCAGAUCAAACAGCUCAAACAACAUGCCCAGUCAGAGCAGAUUCUGCCCGUGCCACAAGGUCAUCGAGAUGCAGUGACUGGCAUUGUCGUUGACAGCCUCAAUCGCACAAUGGUUUCUACUGGUCUCGAUGGCUCUAUCAUCUUCUGGGACUUCUCGACUGGAAGGAUCCUAGAGAGACGCACUGAUACCGAUGCUGUGCCCACAGCCAUCCACUACAACCCAUCGUCAGGGCUUCUCGCCCUUUCUUGUGACGAUCUUUGCAUUCGCAUCGUCGACAUUGAAAGCAGAAAGAUUGUCCGCGAGCUCUGGGGCUGUGUAGGACAGAUCUACGACUAUUGCUUUUCCCACGACGGUCGCUGGGUAGUGGCAUGUUCCAUGGACUCGAUUGUUCGCGUAUUUGACCUAGCGACGGGCCAUCUAAUUGACGCCUUCCGAACAGCAACAUGCACCAGUGUCGCGUUCUCAUCAACCGGCGAGUUUCUGGCGACCACCCACGCCGGUAGUGUCGGUAUCAACAUCUGGACGAACAAAGCUCUGUUCACAGCCGUUUCGACGAAACAGGUUGACGAAGCCACUGGCAUCAUCGAUCUCACCGAGACAGCAGCCUUCCAAGCAGCCAGUCAACUCGCAGUUGCAGACCCAGUGGCCGACGCAGACGACCAGAUCGAUGGCAUCGACGACGAAUCAUUCACCGUUGACCAACUCGAUCGAAGCCUCCUCACCCUCUCCCUCGUCCCUCAAUCACGGUGGCAAACACUCCUCAACCUCGACAGUAUCCGAGAGCGCAAUAAACCGAUCCAGGCGCCCGAGAAGCCCAAGGCGGCACCUUUCUUCCUGGGCUCAGCCAUGACGAACGGGACCGGCGCCGACACCACCUCGUCCAUUGCUGUCGCCGAUAUCGAAGAGGUUGAGCGUUCGCGUAUAUCUCGUCUCGCUCUCGCAGCCUCUUCGCAGCAAUCUCACUCGCAGAUUUCAACCCUUUUGGCUUCCUUCUCGUCAGACCGCAGCCCGAGCGAAUUGUGCGACUACCUCACCACGCUGCCCCCGUCCGCGGCGGACCUGGAAAUCCGUUCCCUCACGCUGUCGGAAAUGCCCCUCUUCGUCCGCGCACUCACCCUCCAACUCGAAUCCCGGCGCAGUUUCGAGUUGGUGAAUACGUGGAUGAGCGUCUUCCUCAAACUGCACGGCGACUUUGUCGCGGAUGUUCCCGGCCUCAACGACGCCGUGCGCGAGUGGAGGUCAGUCAUGCAGGCCGAGGAAGAGAGAUUGAGCAAACUUGUGGGCUACACACGCGGCAUUGUAGAGUUUUUGAGGAGUACGAGGUAGAUUUGAUGCGUGACGGGGUACAUUUUAGACGGGCCCUUUUUGGCUCGGGCAAUCGAGUCAGGUACACUAGUUUCAAUGAGCCUAGAAGCACGAAAAUAAGAUGAACAGUGCAAUUUCCAUAUAUGUGUGGCCAUUUUGUGUAUCUCGUCUCGUCAAGAAUCGUGAACGUCAUGG
Messenger RNA from Exophiala oligosperma, 3319 nucleotides. RefSeq lists its product as uncharacterized. The transcript is spliced from 2 exons. The coding region runs from base 95 to 3145 and encodes 1016 amino acids. Gene Ontology annotation, biological process: rRNA processing. The record is from RefSeq and is a predicted model, not a curated record. Gene Ontology annotation, cellular component: small-subunit processome; Pwp2p-containing subcomplex of 90S preribosome. Gene Ontology annotation, molecular function: protein binding. NCBI's taxonomy places the organism in Eukaryota, Fungi, Ascomycota, Eurotiomycetes, Chaetothyriales, Herpotrichiellaceae.